This is a messenger RNA of Ramularia collo-cygni, 2109 nucleotides long. RefSeq lists its product as uncharacterized. The transcript has a single exon. NCBI's taxonomy places the organism in Eukaryota, Fungi, Ascomycota, Dothideomycetes, Mycosphaerellales, Mycosphaerellaceae. The record is from RefSeq and is a predicted model, not a curated record. The coding region runs from base 1 to 2109 and encodes 702 amino acids.
AUGUUCAACACCAUCGUGGCCUUUGCCGCAAUCGCGUCGGCGCUCAUCAUGCGCACGACCUACUCCGCCCACAAGGUAGAUACAAUGGGUAACCCUUCGCUUCUCUGUCCUAACGUCUCCCAGUUCCGCGCACUCGAGCUCAUGCUCAUUGCAUUGGCGUGCCUUUGGCCGAUCCGCGUGGUCGGGUUUGCUCUUGCUGUUGUGGUGCUCGCCGGCAUCGCAUACAGUGCGAUCACCAACUUGGGCAUCGCGGUUUACCGCAUCGUCCGCCAUCAGAUGGUCCCGACGGACGGGCCGAUUUGGGCGCACCUGCGCGCGGAGUUCUUUGCCCUCCUCGAGGAGAUUGUCUCCUACCGCCAACGUCCCGCAGACGUAUUUCCAAUGUGCGGCUCUUAUCCCACCGCACCAGGAAUCAUCACAGUCAUGAUGUUCGGUGGCGCCACGGUCUCUGCAGUCACAACCCCGAGCGACUACGAGUCUGUGCGGAGAGACCUCAUCCUGCAAUACCAAUGCGUCCGCGAGGCCCAGAUCGCCAGCUACUUCGCGAGAAUAAAGCGGGAGGCAGCGGAACGUCUCGCCGAGUCGAAGAAGAAGGAGGAGCAAGAACGCAAACAGAGAAAAAUCGCGUUCGAGCAACACGCCAUCGCGCAGCGGAACUACGCAAACCCGCACAUGGCACACUGUCCGUUGACGAGGGAGCUACACKCUACGUGUCGGUGCCACGUUGCUGCUCCCUCGCAGCUCAAAGAGUCUUGCCGGACGUACGCGGAGCCGCGCAAGCCAUCGCCCUUCGAAUACGGGCAAGGCGAUAAGAGCAACGGCUACCGCGCAGGGUGUCGGCGCAACGCCGCAGAGCGCCGCCAGACCCGCCCUCCUAUUGCUGCUGUUGCCGCUAAGCAACCAUGGUCCGCGGUAGAGAGCGAAGCUGCUCUGGCAAAGCUGAGAGCUGGUCUCGGAAUCCCAGACCCGAGAACAUCGCCUCAGGUGCUGAAUCAGUCAGACGUCUGCUACUGGACCAUCUGGCACUAUCCGGAGGUGCGGGAGGCCUACCGUCAGUGGCAGGCGAAUCACGCGAUGCCGCCUCCUGUCCAGCAAGGCUAUGCUGCAGGCUACCCGCAGAACCCUCCCGCCGCUCCUCCGGCUGCUUCUCCUGUUGUUGCCGCUCCUCCGGCUACUGCUUCUUUUGUCUCCGCUCCUCCGACUGCUUCUCCUUUCGCUGCCGCUUCGACCACCGCUGCUCCUCCACCUGCGGUAGCAAUGCCGCCACAAGGCACUUCUUCUUCCUCUUCUUCCGCCGCUGCUGCACCGACGCAGCCCAUCCGUAAUGCGCAGGCGCCGCCACCGAACGGUGUCACGCCUUUCAUCAUGACGUCGGGCAACAGUGUCUCAUCCUCCAUGCCUGCUCAGGCCUCUGGUCCCCCGGCAGCGACAACGACACAGCCCAUCCGAAAUGCGCAAGCGCCGCCGCCGAACGGCGUCGCGCCUUUCAUCAUGACGUCGGGCAACAGUGUCCCAUCCGCCAUGCCUACUCAGGCCUCUGGUCCACCGGUAGCGACAGUGACGGGAUUUAAUAGCACGAUCGCUACCACAAACGCACCUGGGCCUGCGAAUCCACAAGGCCCAGCACCAACCAUCACAGCUCCGACAUUGGCUCCAAAUUCCAAUGGUCUCCUUUUCCCUUCUGUUGGCCCUGGUUGUGGAUCUUUGGAACACAAUCCCAUCAUCAACACACAAGGCAAGAUGCCCAAGGACAAGAUGGUCAAGCGCUUGAUGCAGCAGCUAUUAUGGCCUCUUAGCAGCUUUGACCGCAACAAGCCAAACGAUAGCACCGCACCCCUGACCUUGGCCCAGUCUCUCGAUGGCCUUCUGAGCCACAUCACUGCACUCCAUCAGUAUGUUGCCUUGGAUGGGGUCUGGCAGACGAACAAGAUCGGCUAUCAAUUGGCUGCUGCGGUCGGCUUCAAGGGGCUGGAGUGGGAACAUGUCAAGACCGAACUCGGCGCAUAUGCUCAGAUGGGAGUCCAAUCGCCAGAUCAACCCAAGGUUCUGGCCGCAUUGGACGCUUUCAACAAGCUGGACCAGCUGAUUCCAGCGGGCGUAGUUGGGUAG